ACCAUGUUCCUUCUGCUCCCCUUUGACAGCCUGGUUGUUAAUCUCUUGGGCAUUUCCAUAACUGUCCUCUUCACUCUGCUUCUGGUUUUCAUCAUUGUGCCAGCAAUUUUUGGAGUCUCCUUUGGCAUUCGCAAGGUUUACAUGAAAACGUUAUUAAAGAUUUUUCAGUGGGCGACACUGAGAAUAGAGCGUGGUGCCAAGGAGAAGAACCAUACGUUAUACAAGCCCUAUGUCAAUGGUAUCAUUGCAAAGGAGCCAACAUCACUGGAAGAGGAGAUCAAGGAGAUCCGCCGGAGUGGCAGCGGCAAAGCCCUGGACACCCCUGAGUUUGAGCUCUCAGAUAUCUUCUAUUUCUGCCGCAAAGGCAUCGAGACCAUCAUGGACGAUGAAGUGACCAAGAGGUUCUCAGCUGAAGAGCUGGAGUCCUGGAACCUGCUCAGCAGGACCAACUACAACUUCCAGUACAUCAGUCUGCGCCUCACUGUACUCUGGGGACUGGGUGUGCUCAUCCGCUACUGCUUCCUUCUGCCCCUCAGGAUAGCCCUGGCGUUUACUGGCAUCAGUUUGUUGGUGACUGGUACUACAGUGGUGGGAUAUUUGCCAAAUGGAAGGUGUAAGGAGUUCCUGAGCAAGCAUGUCCAUCUGAUGUGUUACCGGAUCUGUGUGCGUGCCCUCACAGCCAUCAUCACCUACCAUGACCGAGAAAACAGACCCCGAAAUGGAGGCAUCUGUGUGGCCAAUCACACAUCUCCCAUUGAUGUGAUCAUCCUGGCCAGUGACGGUUACUAUGCGAUGGUGGGUCAGAUCCACGGAGGGCUCAUGGGUGUGAUUCAGAGAGCCAUGGUGAAAGCUUGCCCCCAUGUCUGGUUUGAACGCUCUGAGGUCAAAGAUCGUCACCUUGUCGCCAAAAGGCUGACAGAGCAUGUCCAGGACAAGAGUAAACUGCCUAUUCUUAUCUUUCCGGAAGGAACCUGCAUCAACAAUACGUCUGUGAUGAUGUUCAAAAAGGGGAGCUUUGAAAUCGGAGCCACAGUUUACCCUGUAGCCAUCAAGUAUGACCCGCAGUUUGGCGAUGCCUUUUGGAACAGCAGCAAGUAUGGCAUGGUAACCUACCUCCUUAGGAUGAUGACCAGCUGGGCCAUUGUCUGCAGUGUCUGGUACUUGCCCCCAAUGACCAGACAGCCUGAAGAGGAUGCUGUCCAGUUUGCCAAUCGAGUGAAGUCAGCCAUUGCCAGGCAGGGGGGCCUUGUGGAUCUGCUCUGGGAUGGAGGACUGAAGAGGGAGAAGGUGAAAGACACAUUCAAGGAGGAGCAACAGAAACUCUACAGCAAAAUGAUUGUAGGUAACCAUGAAGACCGGAGCCGCUCCUGAGCCCUCUGCCUCCAGCACUGUUAAUGGGCCUGGCCAGAGCCCUCUGCCUCCAGCACGAGCCAGGGCUUGUCUGAAGCAGCUCUGAAUCUUUGGACUUUGGCUACUCCAGAGCUGCUUGGACUUGCUGCUUCAUCCUCUGGCCGUUCUCUCCUGGAGGCACUAUUACUGCCUAGAGUCUUUAGGCCCUGGGAAGCUCUUGGCAAAGAUGCCUUCUUGUUACUGUUACAGUGAAGCCCCUUGCAGGGGCAAUAUUAAAUGAAACACUUAUGGUGU
Tyto alba (common barn owl) is the source of this 1644-nucleotide messenger RNA. RefSeq names its product glycerol-3-phosphate acyltransferase 4 (gene GPAT4). The transcript is spliced from 12 exons. The record is from RefSeq and is a predicted model, not a curated record. Bases 4 to 1371 code for a protein of 455 amino acids. Gene Ontology annotation, biological process: triglyceride biosynthetic process. Gene Ontology annotation, cellular component: endoplasmic reticulum. Lineage: Eukaryota; Metazoa; Chordata; Aves; Strigiformes; Tytonidae. Gene Ontology annotation, molecular function: glycerol-3-phosphate O-acyltransferase activity.